AUGCCUCCCCCAUCUCAGAUCACUUCAGAGCAGAGACGUGCUGUCCCUCACCUUCCUAAAUACCUGUGUCGCGUUUGCGAAAAGUGGAAGGAGCCUGCCAGCUUCUCAAAUAAGGAGUUGGGUACCUACGCAAAUAAAGUUGCCUGUGGCAAUCGAUUGAAUGGAGUCACUGCCAAGUUGAGAUGCCGUAGCUGCGCUGGCGGUGCUCUGACCGAGAAGUUCUGUGAAGGCCCUUGCAAGACCUGGAAGGAUCUACAAAAGUUCAGCAGAUCCGCAAGAUCAAAUGGUGGCUCCCAGUGUUGUAUGACUUGCGUUCUCUGGAGGGAAACCCAGGAGCCUGGUAUGGUCACCCAAGCCCCUCCAACGGGAGAUAACAUCAACGGUGGGGAUGAGGAUGAUGACAACUGGACCCCUGGUGCAACGACUUAUUCCGACCCAGAGGCUGGUGAAUCCGACUCCGACUAUGAGGACUACGGCCGUACUACAACCUCAAAUGCGGGCAGUAGGGCAAGCAAUGUCCCAGCACCUGUCCCUGGUACUAGACAAACUCCAUCCGUCGCCACCAGCUCCGUCGGUCCUCGUCAGCAUAUCACCGUUCCAUACGACUCCCUGGCGACAUUGUCUCUCAAUGGCACAAACACAACCAGCAACCCCGGAACGGGACACACCAUAGCCACAGCAAAUCUUCCAACUCCCAAUAUGUCUGGUGUCGGUACCCGAAUCGCUCCUGGCUCUACUUUGAUGUCAGGAUCUGGUGUAGCUUCCGGCUCUCGGAACACUGCGACCCAGAGAAGCUUCGACAUUCGGUCACAGUCCUCCGCUAGCAAUCCAUAUGAAACUGUAUCUGGCACUCCGGGUUGGGGUGCUAUGGAUGCUCGUCGUAGAGACCCGGCCACUCAACGUCCAAACCCAGCCACCUUCACAGGCUGGGACAAUAGAGGCCAACCACACAUCCAACAAAGAUUCCCAUCUGAAUCCGGCUCCCAAACCCAACAAUCGACCUCUGCUUCUGCCACUAGUGCCCUUCCAGCUGCCACGGUUCCUGGUCCAACACGCAACUCCAACUGGGCCAGACCUGUUGGAUCACGAGGCGCUCAGCGAACCAUGCCUCCACCAGACGGAAUUCGCUCAGGAAAUGCUGGUCGUGGACCAAUCUCAAGACCAUUGGCCGAGUCAAGAUCUGAGGAUGAUUCUGACACCAGUGACGAUUUAAACCACAUGUGA
Molecule: messenger RNA, 1224 nt
Organism: Cadophora gregata
Lineage: Eukaryota; Fungi; Ascomycota; Leotiomycetes; Helotiales; Ploettnerulaceae
Exons: 6
Coding region: 1-1224 (407 amino acids)
Source: RefSeq, a predicted model, not a curated record